Molecule: messenger RNA, 1770 nt
Organism: Onychomys torridus (southern grasshopper mouse)
Lineage: Eukaryota; Metazoa; Chordata; Mammalia; Rodentia; Cricetidae
Gene: Pdlim3
Product: PDZ and LIM domain 3
Exons: 8
Coding region: 138-1232 (364 amino acids)
Biological process (GO): actin cytoskeleton organization; heart development; muscle structure development
Cellular component (GO): adherens junction; filamentous actin; Z disc
Molecular function (GO): muscle alpha-actinin binding; actin binding
Source: RefSeq, a predicted model, not a curated record
UGACGUCACUGGGCAGCGGGGAUAAAACUCCCCGACAGCAUUCCCAGCUAGGUCGCAGCCUGUGGAGCUAAGUGGGUUGUCCGGUUCCGAGACACGCAGGGUGCACCCAUCGUUGGACUCACUCUCGGGAAGGCAUCAUGCCCCAGAACGUGGUCCUCCCAGGCCCUGCGCCUUGGGGCUUCAGACUCUCGGGGGGCAUAGACUUCAACCAGCCUUUGGUCAUCACCAGGAUCACUCCAGGAAGCAAGGCAGCAGCUGCCAACCUGUGUCCUGGAGAUGUCAUCCUGGCUAUUGAUGGCUUCGGUACAGAGUCCAUGACCCAUGCUGAUGCACAGGACAGGAUUAAAGCAGCAUCAUAUCAACUGUGUCUCAAGAUUGACAGGGCGGAAACCCGCUUAUGGUCUCCACAGGUGUCUGAAGAUGGAAAAGCACAUCCUUUCAAAAUAAACUUAGAAGCUGAACCACAGGAUGUGAACUACUUUGAACACAAGCACAAUAUUCGGCCCAAACCUUUCAUAAUUCCAGGCCGAACCAGCGGCUGCAGCACCCCUUCCGGUAUUGAUGGGGGCAGUGGCCGUAGUACCCCUUCUUCUGUCAGUACCGUCAGUACCAUCUGCCCAGGGGACUUGAAAGUGGCGGCUAGGAUGGCCCCUAACAUUCCUUUGGAAAUGGAACUCCCCGGUGUGAAGAUUGUGCACGCUCAGUUUAACACACCUAUGCAGUUGUACUCAGAUGACAAUAUUAUGGAAACACUUCAGGGUCAGGUUUCCACAGCUCUAGGGGAGACACCCUCGAUGAGUGAACCCACAGCCUCAGUACCCCCUCAUUCAGAUGUGUACCGCAUGCUCCAUGACAAUCGGGAUGAACCAACUCCUCCUCGCCAAUCAGGCUCCUUCAGGGUGCUCCAGGAACUAGUGAACGAUGGGUCUGAUGAUCGUCCUGCUGGAAUGAGGAGCGUGAAGGCUCCGGUUACGAAAGUCCAUGGCGGAGCUGGCAGUGCCCCGAGGAUGCCACUCUGUGACAAGUGUGGGAGUGGCAUUGUAGGUGCUGUUGUCAAGGCCCGGGAUAAGUACCGGCACCCCGAGUGUUUUGUGUGCGCAGACUGUAACGUCAACCUCAAGCAGAAGGGCUACUUCUUCGUGGAGGGGGAGCUGUACUGUGAGACCCACGCGAGAGCCCGUACGAGACCCCCAGAAGGCUACGACACCGUCACUCUGUACCCCAAAGCUUAAGUCCUUUGCAAAUGAGAACCCGCAUGCACGCAUGCACGCACCCACACGCAUUUACACUGGCCAAUGAUAUGGAUGGCUUUAGCAGAAGGAACACAGUCCCCUCCCAAUCUGAAGCCAAGGCUUUGGGGCAUGUAUCUUCUUGUAGAGUGAGGGAAAGAAAUGGGGAGCCAAAGGCCCGCCUGGUGACAAAAACAAGUAUUAUCUAUGGUUUGUAACUCUUUAUCUUUGGGGACAGCAAUGGUGACAUUUAAAGCAAUAAUGUUUCAAUGUUACGCUCCACAAGUUCCAUCUGUUAGACAACUAUCAAUGUGUAAACACAUGGAUAUUUGGGGGAGUCAAGUUGUUUUACCUCCAAAAUUGCUUUUGAUAAUUGUAGCAUAAGUGGUACCUAAUAGCAAUCUUGUAUUCUAACAAAACCUGAGGGUGUCUGUGUCUGUUUUUCCUAACGUGCCUGUCAGGAAGACAUUUCUCUGUUUUACACGCAAACAGCUGUAUCACUGGAUGACACAACCCAAUAAAUACAUGAAGCAUGUUUUUU